This is a messenger RNA of Porites evermanni, 573 nucleotides long. NCBI's taxonomy places the organism in Eukaryota, Metazoa, Cnidaria, Anthozoa, Scleractinia, Poritidae. The record is from the annotation of a GenBank genome assembly.
AUGAACUUCGUGAGUACCAAGAAUAUGGCACGAAGGCGAAAAAAGAAGAAAGCGGGGAAGGGAAGAGAGGUAUACUAUUUGGAAAAUACAGCAAUGGCUGAUUCAACGAACGAUAUUGAAAUUUGCACGGUAACAAGUACAUUGCCAGCAGAAACAAGUCCAAUAAAACAUAAAACAAAUCAAAUGACUGGUUGCACGGAGUGUAUCGCAAGCUCAUCUGUGUGUGGAAGAGAAAGAACUUGGUCGAGAUCAUCGGCAGCACCAGUCUUGCAUUCUACAGACUUUUGGGACAGGCAUUUUGAUGGUACCAACUCGGUCUCAUGGAAGACUUUUCGAGCUGCAUUUCUUGAAGAUUACGGAUGUGUUAUUCAAGAAUUCGCCCCUCAGAGAAUCCACUGGAUUUUAACCAUAGUACACAAGGACAUUUUUGCCGCAGCAAAUGAUAUUCACAAGCUGUAUUACGAUAAGUUCUGCGGUAAAUCACGCCACCCAGAUCGUCUUUGGGUGAAUAUCAAGCAAUACGCGGCCGAGAGGAUUUUUCGGGAAGGUGUCAUAGAGUCUAUGUUCGAGUAG